This is a messenger RNA of Aphanomyces astaci, 1585 nucleotides long. RefSeq lists its product as hypothetical. The record is from RefSeq and is a predicted model, not a curated record. Gene Ontology annotation, molecular function: protein binding. NCBI's taxonomy places the organism in Eukaryota, Oomycota, Saprolegniomycetes, Saprolegniales, Verrucalvaceae. The coding region runs from base 44 to 1483 and encodes 479 amino acids. The transcript is spliced from 9 exons.
CCCCUCUUUCGCGACUGUUAACAACUAAGAGGAUACAUCACGCAUGAGCACGACGGCAACCCCCGCGACGCAGACGGCAGAAGGUGGCGAAGAGUACUUGAACUCAAUGAACUUUCGAUCGCUCAUCGAGUGGUUUACGGCUGAAGCGCUGCUGAGCCGACCGGAAGACCCGCUAGCGUUUGUGCGGACUGUAAUUUCCGAGAAACUUGCUCAGAGGUCGUCCGGGGAGAGCUACAACCCAGACCACGCCAUGGCAUACAUCAAGCAAUGCUACGCCGAAGCCAGUGCGUCGGCCGAUGAAAAUGGACGCUUGUGCUUGCGUCCCAAGCGCGACACGAACGCAACGCCCUCGGGAGACUUGGCUUCCAACAAGCGACUCGUUCUACUCGAGAAACUCAUCCAAGCCUUUCGAGUGAUUACGAUGCAGUUGGAUCCCAUGGAAGCCACCAACUCCAUCAUCAAGCACACGUGCAAGAUCCUCAACGCCGAGCGAGCCACCCUCUUCAAAAUGGACCCCGUGACCCAAAUGUUGCACUUGAACGUUGCCGAAGGGGCGUCCGAGAUCAGUGUGCCAUUUGGCAAGGGAAUCUGCGGCGUGGUGGCAGCUACAGGCAAAUUGGUCAACAUUGCCAAUGCGUAUGCGGACCCAAACUUUGACUCGCAAUACGACAUGCAGACGGGGUACCACACUCGGUCGAUCCUGUGUGUGCCAGUGCGCAACGGCCAAGGCCAAGUGGUGGGGGUGAUGCAGGCAUUGAACCGCAGCGGCAACGAGAAGGACACGGGGUUCACCGACAUGGACGAGGAGGUGAUGACGAUCUUGGCGGCGCAAGCGGGCAUAGCGAUCCAAAAUGCGCAGAACCACAAGACGGCACUGCAAGCCCAGAAAAAGGUCACGGAAGUGUUGGACAUCGUCAAGGCCAUGCACAGCGACUUGGGCAUCAACUCGCUGAUCUUCACCGUGACGCAUCGCAUCCAGAGGCUCGUGGGAUCGGACCGGUGCUCGUUGUACCUGCUAGACAAAGUCACGAACGAGCUGUGGACGCUGCAGGGCGAGGUGGACAUUCGCAUUCCGUCCAACCAGGGCAUCUGCGGCGCCGUGGCCGAGAGCGGCAAGCUGAUCAACCUCAAGAAUGCCUACGAAGACGCCCGCUUCAACAAGGAGUACGACCAAAAGCUCGGGUACAAGACGUCGACGAUCCUCGCGUUGCCGCUGCACAGCCACAAGCAAGACGUGAUUGGUGUCAUGCAGCUGAUCAACAAGACAGACGGCAUCUUCACCCCGGACGACGAAGAGAUCCUGACGACGUUCCUCAGCAUUGCGGGGCCGAUUCUCGAGAACUCGCCGCUGUUCCUGCGGGCCAAAGGCACGGGGGGAGAAAACGAACUCACGGGGCGCCCGGUGUCCCACGGAAAGCCCGUGACGUUUGACCCUGAAAUGAACCAAAUCCAAGAAUCGGACGGCGCAGAAGACGAAGAGUGAGGCAAUAUGGACGGGGUCUCUUUACCGGUAGAGGUGUUUGUGUAUUAAUGCGACAACUCAGUUGAGUUCAUUUGGUCAUUUGAGUACAUGGGGGCUAGAUCG